GCCCGGGCUUAGUAAAGUUCGGUCGUAGAAAUCAAAUUUGCCUGCACGAGUAUUUGCUAAACAGUUUCUUUAAUAUUUAUUGAAAUGUCUCAUAAUAAUUUGAAGUCCGUAGGACAUGGAUAUUGUGAAGCUAUUUUUUCAACUGCGCCGAUCAACUCUAACAAGGAAAAUACUGUUCCUGCGUUAAAAAGUAGAAAAAAUUUAUGUUCAUCCUUGUCCAAUGAACCAUUUGUUCCAACCAAAAGUCAAAACACUAGUAAAAAGGCACAAUGUCCCAUGCAAAAAGCACCAUUAAAACACGAAAUGACAGAGAUCACAGGAUUUUCAAAUAAGUCAUCUAAUAUAGAAGUAUCCUGUUCCAAAUCUACUAAUACAGCGAAGCAAGAAAAUACAGCCUGCAAUAAUGUUGUAUCCAAUGAAAAAUUGAAGACUCCUGUCAGAACAAAGCACACAAGUGGCUUGUUUAAUGAUAAGACAUCAGUUGUACAGUUUUGUACAUCUAAACAUAAGACAACAAAUACACCUAACACUAAUACAAAAUUCAGUAUUUUACCAGCUACAAGGACACCUGUAAAACGUUAUUUUACUGAUCAAAUUUUAUCACGAAGUACACCUGAUUGUUUCAAUACAGUUCAUAUGGAAACACCAGGUACCAAAAUUGAUGAUAUAGUGGUAGCAGAACAAACAAUGUAUGAAGGUGAAAACAGUAAUCUUACUGUGGGGAUACGCAUAAGGCCUUUGAAUUCCAAGGAGUUGAAUGACCCAAAAAUUACAUCAGUUGUGCAAGUAAACGGCCAGAAUGUCUUAGUGGAAUGUGAGUCAGCCCAUCAUACUUUUAUGUAUGAUCACUGCUUUAUUUCGUACCCUGAUGUACACACACCUGGUCACACCAAUCAGGAAUUUGUGUUUCACAAUAUGGUGUUACCAUUAGUGCAAAAUGCUUUCGAAGGUUACAAUGUUUGUUUGUUCGCUUAUGGACAGACAGGAUCUGGAAAAAGUUACAGCUUAAUGGGCACAGAAUCCGCACAGUUCGGCACGAUGCCGUUUGACGAGAAAGUCGGUAUUAUACCAAGAUUUUGUCAGGAAAUAUUUAUGCGAGCAUGUAACAAUGUGCAAAUUGAGACCACUGUAGAGAUUAGUUAUUUCGAGAUAUACAAUGAAAAGAUACACGAUCUCCUAGCGAGCACGAGUAACGGAUCGAAAAAGGCUCCUCUUAAAGUGAGGGAACAUCCUGUUUUCGGCCCCUAUGUCGUAGAUUUAAGUCAACACUGUGUGCAAAAUUAUAAGGAUUUGCAGGCUUGGCUUAAAGUGGGAAACUCUCAGAGAGCGACAGCUGCAACUGGUAUGAACGAGAAAAGCUCACGAUCUCACAGUAUUUUCAGUAUUAUAUUAACACAAACACAGUCGGAUAACCAGUUGGAUUGUAAGUCACUCGAUGCCAAUCGUCGUAGCAAAAUCAACUUGGUCGACUUAGCUGGCAGCGAGAGAUUGAGUCAAACUUCUGCAACUGGUGAUAGGUUGAGGGAAGGUGUAUCUAUUAAUAAAUCUUUGCUCACCUUGGGGAAAGUUAUCGCAUCAUUGACGGAGAAUAUGAACAAUCGUAAGCAGGGUUUUGUGCCGUAUCGUGAGUCAGUACUGACAUGGCUACUAAAGGAGAGUCUGGGAGGAAAUUCGCGAACGGCGAUGCUCGGAACGAUAUCACCAGCCAAUAUCCACGUAGAAGAGACUUUAGCGACUCUUCGAUACGCAUGCCAAGCUAGAGCAAUAGUCAAUAGAAUUCGUAUCAACGAAGAUCCACAUGAUCGAUUAAUACGCGAAUUGAAAGCUGAAGUUCUACGGUUACGUGGAGUACGCGAAGGAUACGAGAAGCAACUUGGAAUUAUACCUCGUCGACUGCUCGAUUGCAUCGAACCGAUUCACCAGUCUGACAGCGAAGUUCAACGAAAGCAAAAAGAGAUCGAUAAAUUGAAGGAUCAGUUGAAGAAAACGGAGGAACAGCUGGCUACGACUCAGAUGAGUUGGCGCGAAAAAUUCCAGAAAGCCGAGGAGAAGAAGAGCACGGAGUUGAAAUACUUACGUCGUUGUGGAAUUGCUAUCGAGAUCGAUUUUCAUGAGCGAGAUAAACAUCCUUGUCUCGUAAACCUUGCGGCCGAUCCUAUGUUGUCUGGCACACUUUUGUAUGUUUUACCUCCAGGUCUGGUCAAUGUCGGUAGGAAUAGUGGACCGGAAACUCCCCGCAGAAAAUUGGAUAUCAUGUUGGACGGGCCUCUCGUUAGGGAGCUGCACUGCUCCAUCGAAAAUAAUGAUGGAAAAUUAGUCUUGACGCCCGAGAUGGACGGUGAUACAUACGUCAAUGGUCAGAUAGUAACUGGAAAAGUCAUACUUAAACACGGUGAUCGCUUAGUUAUCGGCGGUAAUCAUUAUUUUAAAGUUCUAAACCCGUACGACGAACCAUGCAACGUUCAGCUUUCCGCACAGGCAAUAGACUUUGAAUUUGCACAUCAGGAAAUUCUUCGAAUACAAGAAGAGAAAUUAAGAGCAGAACUAGAAGAAUCGAAACAAAAAGCGAUAAAGGAGCUGGAAAACGCCAAGCGGGAAGUGGAAUUGCAGCUUGGCUCGCAAAAAUCAACGUAUGAACGUAAGAUUGAAGUCCUUGGCUCGACUUUAGAGGAGCAAAAGCACGUGCUCGAACAGAUUAAUAAAAGAAAAAAAGAAUUGGAAUUAGAGAAAGAACUACUCGUCACAGAAGUAGAAACAAAUAACAGAAUCAAGAAAAUACAAUUAGAGCAGAGUCACCACACGAAACUAUCACCAUAUAAGUCGAACUUUUUGCAAGAAUUGGAGAAUAUUCUGAACGAGAAAACGGCGGAUAUCGAAAGCGCACUUAAGAUGAAGCUCAGUAAGGAUGCUAUGAACGCCGGUGGAGUUAGUUUGCACGAAAUGCAAAUACUUGUCAAAGAAGCGACUCAGCGUUGCAAAGAAGUCGGAUUCGGUUUCGAAUUCGAUCAACAACAAAUAAUAGUAAAAAAGAAAUUGCAACCGGUAGUGCGUGUUCGCGAUAAAACACAAACGAUGGAAACAUUUUUGCAACCGAUAGACUUUCUGAAUUGGAUUCAUCGCUUGAGGAACUGUGACAUUGAAGAUUCGAUGAAGGAACUGCGAGAUUUUGAUUGCAACUGGGAACCCUAUAACGAAACAGAAGUUUUCGAGGACUCUUUGAACAGCAGUCGAAUUUCAAUAAAUAUAGCACCUGUGAAGAAGCAGCUGAAUGAGAGUGUUCAUCAAUUUUCUAUGGACGGAUCUAUGUUAGAGGCAACAUUGCAUGAUCAAACAUCUAUCAUAACAUCGCACAAUCAACAGGAUGACAUAAAUGCAUGCCUUACUCAAAUAGAAGUGGCGACGAAAACGUUGAACAAGCUGUGUCAUCAGUACCAAACAUAUAAUACUAAACCGAUUGUCGAGUCUCUAAUUAAAAUGCAGGAUGUUGUCGAAAUUUUAAAAAACGUCUUACAAAAUAAAGACCUUAGUGAGUGCAAAGACAUGAGCACAAUCUCGAUAAGCAGCGCCAAUGACACUGUCAUUAAUAUGACGAAUGACAUAAAAAAUAUCUCCCAGAAGGAAAAUCUAAUCGAAUGCAAAGAAAAAAAUACAAAUUCGGCAGACAACGCCAAUCCGAAUGAGAUAAGUAAAACGAAGGACGAUGUUAAAAGUCAAAAUACAUCGCUGACGAAAUCUAGCUUGCAAAAUAGCACUAUGUUAGAUGCAAAAGUGCACUGUGUUAGAUACCCAAAAAAAGUGAAGUUCGAUAAAACGAGACAUCAGUGAACUUAAAACAAAGAGAAGAUAGUUACUUAGUUUAGUUAUUGUUUUUAAACAUCGCUAUCAAAACACAUUUCGCAAGUAUAUAUAAAACAGUAUCGUAAUAAUAUUAUAACGUACGUAUCAUAUCAUAGAUGUAAGCAGAAUUUUACCAAGCAUUCCAUUAAUUUACACAUUUUAAUGUAUUUUAAAUCGAAAACUGGUAUCUCAUUUCAAUAAGCUUAAUUUUCAAAAUAACAACUGGUAAUUAUGUAAAAGGAACUUUAUGACAGGUCUCGUUUUAUUUAAUAUCAAAAUCUGAGGUCAACAUAAACAAUGUUUUAAAACAUUUCUUAAAACAUGCCUUUGCAUUAUUUUAUAUUUUUGCUUGUUUUAUUUCUUCUUUUUAUUUAGAUUUUAUCAAAAUUCUAUUGGUAAAUUGAUUAAGAGGCUCAGUAGUAAAAAUUUUAGACUAGAAAUGCACACGAUAUACGUUUAGCAGUGAAUUAAAGAAGAAUUCAUAAUAUAAUUUAUAAAAUAUGGAUUGUACAUUGUGUAUGUAAACUCCGUUAACACGGUACAUUAUUUUAACAUUAUUGCACAUGCUAAGUUUCGUUAUGAAUGCAAGAUCUUUAAAUCCUUCAAUUCAAAUGUUAGAACUUAAUUUUUUAUUUUCUAUAGAACCAUAUCAAAUUUAUGUUCACAAGACUGCAAAAUUUGAAUUUUGUAAAGUUAUUUGUAUCUGUGUGUUAUAAGUGACAAUAAAUCUUUAUAGGCCAAAUAAAAAAAUUGACACAUAGUA
Messenger RNA from Odontomachus brunneus, 4600 nucleotides. It is a transcript of the gene neb, whose product is annotated as kinesin-like protein KIF14. Gene Ontology annotation, cellular component: microtubule; kinesin complex. Lineage: Eukaryota; Metazoa; Arthropoda; Insecta; Hymenoptera; Formicidae. Gene Ontology annotation, molecular function: microtubule binding; ATP hydrolysis activity; ATP binding. The record is from RefSeq and is a predicted model, not a curated record. Gene Ontology annotation, biological process: microtubule-based movement. Bases 85 to 3825 code for a protein of 1246 amino acids. The transcript has 12 exons.